Molecule: messenger RNA, 885 nt
Organism: Cucurbita pepo subsp. pepo (vegetable marrow)
Lineage: Eukaryota; Viridiplantae; Streptophyta; Magnoliopsida; Cucurbitales; Cucurbitaceae
Source: RefSeq, a predicted model, not a curated record
AUGGAAACAAUGUAUCAGGAAUCAAAUGAGGGAAGUUUCCCCUCACUCAACCUUACUCACAAGGAAGUUGGUGGAUCUUUCUAUACAGUGCGGGAGAUUGUACGUGAUAUAAUCCAAGAAAAUAGAGUUCUUGGUCCAGGAAAGUUGUCACUAGAAGAGCACAGCACGGAUCAUUUACUUGAAGAGAAUCCACUGCACUCAAUUGCUAUUGAACCUCAAUCUCCUUUAACGUCGCCCUCAGAGGAAUUUGAUUUUCCAAUCAACCACAACCAUUGUAUAAAUGAAGAACCAAUCAUUGUUUCAGAUGAGGAGCAAUACACUUCAAAGAAUAUUCAGGGAUCACAGAAUGGGGUCAUAAUUAACGGCAGUCUGGUGGAUGCCAGUGACAAGGAUUCUGAUGAAUUUAUCCAGACAGAGUUGCCAGUAAAUGAACACAAGAAAAUAGAGGAAGUGUUGAAAGAGGAAUCAGGAAUGCCUAUUAAUCAUGUAACUCCUUUGGCUGUAGAUGUCAAGGUAGGGACAUUCCCGUUGGAUUCAUUUUCUUGGGCUGCUAAUGGUUCAGAUGUAAUAUCUGAGACUUUGAUUUCAACCGAUGCCUCGGAAAAGAAAGUUAGUCAAACCAUCGAGUUAGAAUCAGAUGUUAGCUUGUUUAACAGUGAAGAUAAUAAUUCCACGAAAGCUUCUGGUCGGGCAGAUGAAAAGGCAUUAUCAGAAACAAUGUCUGAUUUGGUGGAGGUAGCACAAAUUGUUGAAGAUACUGAUGGAACUAUUAUGAAAGAUGGUCGCAUACAUGAAGUUGACGGUCCUGGGUUGGAAAUUUGCACUGAUACUCCAAUAUCUGUGACCUUUGAACAAGGCCAGAAAUCUAGUGAAAUAAAGGUAUAA